AAAAUUGAAUCUGAACCCUAAAUCAUCGUCGCCGUGGCCUUCUCCGCUACCACCGUCGUUUCCACCAUCCCCCUCACUGUGAUCUUCGCUGCAUUUUUCUUCUGCCUCUCCCAUCGUGUUAUAGAUUGGUAGAAGAAGGCGAAAUUCGAGAGAAGGACAUGGAGAACUUGGAAGAUCUGAAAAUUCUGGCGGAGCAGUGGUCGCAUCAAGGAAUUGAAUAUCUUCAGAAGAUACCACCGACUCAGCUCUAUGUUGCUAUUGGCGUUCUGUUGUUGACAACCAUUUUGUUCUUGUUAUCCAUUCGCUUGUUCAGACGUACCAAAUCCAACACUGUACUCCUUUCUGGGCUGAGUGGAAGUGGAAAGACUGUGCUCUUCUAUCAACUCCGAGAUGGAUCAUCCCAUCAGGGCACUGUAACAUCAAUGGAACCGAAUGAAGGCACUUUCAUUCUUCACUCUGAAAAAGCUAAGAAAGGAAAAAUCAAGCCUGUACAUCUUGUUGAUGUUCCUGGGCACUCUCGGCUUCGACCCAAGCUGGAAGAAUUCUUGCCCCAAGCAGCUGCCAUUGUGUUUGUAGUGGACGCCUUGGAGUUCCUCCCAAAUUGUCGUGCAGCUUCAGAGUAUCUAUACGACAUUCUGACCAAUGCCAACGUUGUCAAGAAGAAGAUACCAGUCCUCCUUUGCUGUAACAAGACAGAUAAACUCACUGCACACACCAAGGAGUUCAUCAGGAAGCAGAUGGAGAAAGAAAUUGAGAAACUGAGGGCUUCAAGGAGUGCAAUAUCUACAGCUGAUAUAGCCAAUGACUUCACCAUUGGAAUCGAAGGAGAAGUGUUCUCCUUCUCGCAUUGCUAUAACAAAGUCAUUGUCGCUGAGGCAUCUGGACUCAAUGGAGAAACCGUUCAGGUCCAAGACUUCAUCCGGGAAUACAUCAAGCCUUGAGAGCAGAGCCGUGGGCUUAGGGCCUUAAUAUUUUAGAAAAACUUAGAAACCUUUUCUUUGUAAGAUUUACCCAUUACAAUUUGUUUUUAGUUUUUUAAUAUAUUCAAUAUUAUUGGUUAGAUC
This is a messenger RNA of Eutrema salsugineum, 1064 nucleotides long. Its product is annotated as signal recognition particle receptor subunit beta. The transcript is spliced from 7 exons. The record is from RefSeq and is a predicted model, not a curated record. Gene Ontology annotation, biological process: protein targeting to ER. NCBI's taxonomy places the organism in Eukaryota, Viridiplantae, Streptophyta, Magnoliopsida, Brassicales, Brassicaceae. The coding region runs from base 159 to 941 and encodes 260 amino acids. Gene Ontology annotation, cellular component: signal recognition particle receptor complex.